AUAUCAACACAGAGGCAUAUCUCUCUCAACUUCGACUCUCAUCCUCACUACCAACAUCUUUCUCUCUCCAUCUUGUGAUCUGCCUCGAUCUCAUCUCAUCAAUCCCAAGACGCAGCAUCACAUCCCCAGCCUAGUGUGCACCUAAAAGAUCAGCCCAAAAAACCCUAAUAACACGCGAAAAUAACAAAAAUGCUUUCCCGCGUGUUGAAAACAACCACCGGCCAAUCCAACGACAGUUCAUCCAGCCCUUCCUCUUCUUCCUCUCGCUCAUCUCAUGUCAAAUCAAAGUCGACGUCUGCAGCUCCGUCCAAGUUGAACAUCUCCGCUCCUUCGCCUUCAAAAAUCCCAGUCAUCUCCUCCACACCAAAGGGCAAAAUCACUACUGCGAGUAAGGAAAACGUUUCAUCCUCGGCGGCUCGGACCACUGCUACUGCACCGGCUGCGGCUGCUGCUGUUUCCUCUGAACGAUCAAGCUAUCUUUCAUUCCUAUUCGCUCAGACUCAACAAGCCAGCCAACCUACGACUCCGGUCAAGGUCAACUCCAAGGUCGAGCAGACUUCCAACCCCGCUCAAUACCUCGUCGCACCUCACCAUCACAACGCUCAUUACCAGGUCCCCCUUCAGACUUCGGCACCUCACAAAUCGACAGUAGCGGAUGACGGAGACAUUCAUAUGCAAACGCUAAAGAAUACGAUCAAUCCAGCCAUGCUCAAACAAUUAUCCAACAUCACCGCUCCUCCCUCCCGGGUCCAAGUCACCAACGGCAACCAGUUGGCCCCUCAUCGACAUGGUGCUGCAGGACUGGACGACGUGCAUAUGAAGACGCAGGCGAGACAUGAACCUCGAACGGAGAAGGAGCGAGGAUUGCAAAUGUGGGAGAAGGAGAUCUUGGAGAGUGCAGAAGUUAAGCGAAAGACGACUGUCGCGCAAAUUUAUUUCUUGGACUACUACUUCGACCUCCUUGGCUACAUUGCCAACCGCAAGAAGCGACUCGACACGUUCAAAGCGGAUACGUCUGAACGCAAGGUAACUGGUGAAGAGUAUUCAAAGGAGCUCGCCUCGUACAACGGUCGCGAACGUGUUCUUCUUCGCAAACGACGAACCAAGCUCCGUGUCGAGCAAUUCCGAAUCAUUGCUCAGGUCGGUCAAGGAGGAUAUGGAUCCGUCUUCCUCGCUCGAAAGGCAGACACGAAUGAGAUUUGCGCGUUGAAGAAGAUGCGAAAGGGAACUUUGGCCAAGAUGGACGAGGUCAAGCAUGUGUUGGUAGAGAGAGAUAUCUUGUGUGCCGUCAAGACACCUUGGUUGGUCCGGUUGCUGUAUGCGUUCCAAGAUAAGGAGCAUGUCUAUCUUGCAAUGGAAUACGUCCCGGGAGGAGACUUCAGGACUCUGCUAAACAACUCGGGGGUGCUCAAGGAGGAGCAUGCUAGGUUCUACGCAGCUGAGAUGUUCGCCGGAGUUAAUGAGUUGCACAAGCUUGGAUACAUUCAUCGUGACUUGAAGCCAGAGAACUUCCUUGUUGAUGGAACGGGACACGUCAAAUUGACCGACUUUGGUCUGGCAGCCGGUGCGCUCAACCCACAGAAGAUUGAAUCGAUGAGGCACAAGCUCGAUCAAGUCAAAGAUGAAGAUCUCAUCAUCCGGAGCACAUUGGAUCGAAGGACCGCGUAUCGAAGUAUGCGAAUGGCUGAACCUCGUUACGCGGAUUCGGUCGUCGGUUCUCCAGACUACAUGCCUCCGGAGGUAUUGCGAGGCAAGACAUACACAUUCUCCGCGGACUACUGGUCAUUAGGCUGCAUUCUGUUCGAAUUCCUCUGUGGCUUCCCGCCGUUCUCUGGACAGACUCCAGAAGAGACUUGGGCGAACCUCAAAAAUUGGCACAAGGUUCUUCGUCGACCUGUUUACGAUCGCCCAGAGGAUCUCAUUUUCAACCUGACAGAUACUGCAUGGGAUGCUGUCACUCGACUCAUUGCCCAUCCCAAGGACCGAGUAACGACCCUCGCCGAAGUUCAAACCCUUCCAUUCUUCCAAGACAUCCCCUUCGGCUCCCUCCGAUCGCUUCCUGCACCGUUCGUCCCCGUUCUCGAUGGCGAGACGGACGUCGGAUACUUCGACUCGUUCUCUUCGCCUGAGGACAUGGCCAAAUACGCCGAAGUAUUCAAAAAACAACGAGAUGUCGAGGCUGUGGAAGAGAAGGGAAGUGGAGAUAGGAACAAUUGGGUCGGAUUUACAUUCGGCAAGAAUCACGGGCUCGCUCCGCCCAAGUUCGGGACGAUCAAGGCUGAAGGCGAGGCGCUUCAGACCAUGUUUUAGGCUCAUCUCAUGUAACGACAAAUGGACACUUGAACGUGGACUUGGGCCCUCUCUCGUAUCCCUCUGCUUAUUUCGUGAAUCCUUCUUGUGCAUGAUAGAUCCUGUGAAUGUAUGUUAGCGAUUUGUAUUCUCCCCAGAUGGAUCUAACGCG
This is a messenger RNA of Kockovaella imperatae, 2461 nucleotides long. Its product is annotated as kinase-like domain-containing protein. The transcript is spliced from 10 exons. Lineage: Eukaryota; Fungi; Basidiomycota; Tremellomycetes; Tremellales; Cuniculitremaceae. Gene Ontology annotation, biological process: intracellular signal transduction; peptidyl-serine phosphorylation. The record is from RefSeq and is a predicted model, not a curated record. The coding region runs from base 190 to 2310 and encodes 706 amino acids. Gene Ontology annotation, molecular function: ATP binding; protein serine/threonine kinase activity. Gene Ontology annotation, cellular component: spindle pole body.